Penicillium oxalicum is the source of this 798-nucleotide messenger RNA. Its product is annotated as Trans-aconitate 2-methyltransferase. The record is from RefSeq and is a predicted model, not a curated record. NCBI's taxonomy places the organism in Eukaryota, Fungi, Ascomycota, Eurotiomycetes, Eurotiales, Aspergillaceae. Gene Ontology annotation, molecular function: trans-aconitate 2-methyltransferase activity. The transcript has a single exon. The coding region runs from base 1 to 798 and encodes 265 amino acids.
AUGUCAACACAGUCCAAAACAAGUCAAGAUUGGAGUGCAGCGCAGUACCUCAAAUUCGAAGAUGAGCGCACACAGCCUGCGCGCGAUCUUCUAGUCCGAGUCCCUCUAAAGACUCCUCCAAAGAGGAUUGUCGAUCUCGGCUGUGGCCCUGGUAACUCGACCGCCAUACUGGAGUCGCGGUUCCCAGACGCGCACCUAGUAGGGAUGGACUCAUCCCCGGACAUGAUCCGCAAGGCCAAAACUGCCCUCCCACAUCGUGAUUUCACGGUGGAUGAUCUACGUACCUACAAGCCUGAGGGGCCCGUGGAUCUCUUCUUCUCAAAUGCAGUGCUCCAAUGGCUUGGUAGAGAGGAGCGAUUUACCAUUGUCAAGAAAUUGAUGGAGAGUCAACCCUCUGGGGGCGUGUUCGCCCUUCAAGUUCCUGAUAACCUCAUGGAGCCUUCUCAUGUCUUGAUGCGCGAGACCGCUGAGAAUGGACCCUGGGCGGCUACACUUCAGAGUGUUGGUCGGGACAGCUUUCAGACACCGCGAGAAAUCUAUGAUCUUCUGAAGCCUGUUUGUUCUCAGGUGGACAUCUUCCACACAAGCUACAACCACAGUUUGGAGAACCAUGCGGCGAUCGUCGAAUGGGUCAAAGGGACCGGACUGAGACCAUAUUUGGACCCUCUCUCUCCUGAAGAACAAAAGGGCUUCCUCAGUGAAUAUUUGAGACGCCUGGAGAAAGCUUACGUGUCGACAUAUGACGGCCGGGUUUUGCUUGCUUAUCCGCGACUCUUCGUCAUUGCAGUGAAGAAGUGA